This is a messenger RNA of Tachyglossus aculeatus (Australian echidna), 2565 nucleotides long. RefSeq names its product RAS like proto-oncogene B (gene RALB). Gene Ontology annotation, molecular function: GDP binding; GTPase activity; GTP binding. Bases 376 to 996 code for a protein of 206 amino acids. Gene Ontology annotation, biological process: Ras protein signal transduction. The transcript has 7 exons. Lineage: Eukaryota; Metazoa; Chordata; Mammalia; Monotremata; Tachyglossidae. Gene Ontology annotation, cellular component: plasma membrane. The record is from RefSeq and is a predicted model, not a curated record.
CUGCACAUUCCCGGUUGUCUCCAUUCGUGGGCUUCCUUGGACGUCUCCACCGCCCCCCGCAUCCUGCAUCCUGCAUCCCACAUCCUGCAUCCCACUUCUGCUGCUCCCCAAGAAGCAGCCCUUGGAAACCAAGGCAACGGUUGUGAAUUCCCUAAGGGACGAGGACCAUUCCCAUCUGUGCAGUCUUUCCUUGUGAUUCCUACGGUGCUCUGCACACAGUCUAUUUGAAAGGAAGAGGCAAGCUGUGCAGUUUUCUCCAAGUAAAGAAUGGUGGCCAGUCUGUCCUGAGGAAACUGAAGUAACUUCUCAGCCAUCCACCUCAUCGAUCAACCGACUCAUCUACCGGUGCUCAGCUCCCCCAAGAAAAAGAGCAAAAUGGCAGCCAACAAGAAUAAGAACCAGAGCUCCUUAGUCCUGCACAAAGUGAUCAUGGUUGGCAGUGGAGGAGUGGGCAAAUCGGCACUUACGCUUCAGUUCAUGUACGAUGAGUUUGUGGAAGACUACGAACCUACAAAGGCUGACAGUUAUAGAAAAAAAGUUGUUCUUGACGGAGAGGAAGUCCAGAUAGAUAUCCUGGACACAGCCGGGCAAGAGGAUUACGCAGCCAUUCGAGACAACUACUUCCGCAGCGGGGAAGGAUUUCUUUUGGUCUUCUCCAUAACGGAACAUGAGUCGUUCACAGCCACAGCUGAGUUCAGGGAACAGAUUCUGCGCGUAAAGUCCGAAGAGGAUAAAAUCCCCCUGCUUGUGGUGGGAAACAAAUCCGACCUGGAGGAGCGGAGACAGGUGCCCGUCGAGGAGGCGAGAAGCAAAGCCGAAGAGUGGGGCGUGCAGUACGUAGAGACGUCCGCCAAGACCAGAGCCAACGUAGACAAGGUCUUCUUUGAUCUAAUGAGAGAGAUCAGAGCAAAGAAGGUGUCAGAAAACAAAGACAAGAAUGGCAAAAAAAGUGGCAAGAACAAGAAAAGUUUUAAGGAAAGGUGUUGUUUGCUGUGAUUUGGAACCGCAGAUUCAAAAGUCAGUUACCACUAAGGACAAAGAGCCGGAUUCAGGAUGGAGUCUCUUUGACUCCCUCUGAUUGUGGGGGUAUUUUGAGGGGGAGUGGGGGUGGGUGGGGAGGGAGUUAUUUUAUCCUUUCUUUGAUUCAUGCAUCGCCUCUUGAAACAGGAAAAAUGAUUUGUGAAUCAUUAGCUGGCAGAGGUUUAAAUAUGAGCCAUUUUCACUGGAAUGGACUGUUAACCUGCCAGGAGCUUUUCUUGAACUACAAAGUGUAACAAAUGUAUUCUACUGGCAGGAACGAAUCCACUGUUAGACUUUAGAAAUAAUGCAGCUUCUGAGAUUUUUUCAAUUUUAUAACCAUAUCAUCCUUUUUGGGACUGGACUGUAAUGAGUCUCUGGUUUUCUCAGAUUUGGGGGGCAGGGGAAGGAAUGCUUUUCUCUUUCUUGAGUAAUUUACAUUUCAGUAGUCAGGAAAAUCUUCCGAUUUGAAAGUAAGUACCUGAUGAUAUUUAAUAAGUGCAAUUCCGUGGUUAUCUUUUAUUUUUUCCCGGCUGACUCCAUCAGCUGAUUCCAUCAGUUUCAAAAUGUAGCCAAAAAUAAAUUUAAUGAAUUGUGUUUACCAAAUCGUGAUGCAAUUCGUGACUCUCACACAAAUGAAGAUAACAGUUGAGGGUUUUUUAUUCAAUUAUAACUCAAGUAUUGACAGGUUCCAUUCCAAAUGAGUCAGUAUUUCCCUUCUAUGUCCUAUUGUCUGUGCAGAAAUGCUUAUUUCUUCAGUAGAGGUGAAGAGUAAAAGGAACUAUAUUUUUUUAAAAAAAUUUCUGUAUUUGACUUUUGUUGAAGCUAAAUCUAGCUCCUUAUUUUGCACCUAUCUUACAUGUGUCCUUUAAUACAUCUUUGGUUUAAAAGUUCCCACUUGCCACUUAUUGCAAUACUUGUCAUACUCGUCAGUGUAGAAAUUUGUUCCUGUCUUUACAUUUUUGUUGAUCUUCUUUUGGUUUUUUUUUUAAACACAAGUGUUUUUGAGGAAUGUGAAGAGCUUCAGAUCUCUAGACCGUGAAGGCAGAGCCAGUACCAGUUUGCUACCUCUCACAGAAUUACCAACCAGCUACGUGUUCUCGUAAAAACACAAAUGCAGAGGUUUAAGGUGGGCAGCUGACAGGGUCUCUCCCUCGAUGGGUGCUGUUUUUAAUGCCUGCGUUUUCUGAGGCCUCUUCAGGGCAGCUGCAGUAAGAAGAGACAUUUUGGAUGGAGAAGACGGGUGAAAGGGCAUCUGUCCAGCUCUGCGGCAGCCUCAUUCCCAAACUAAAAAAAAAAAAACAAAACACGUCAUGCAGAUUUCACCAGAGUGAGCUUAAAAAAUGAAGACUUAGCAGUUUUUUUCCUUUUGCCAAAAUUGGUGUUUCAGAUGUAGUUGCCAAAAGAAAAAAAACUUUACUCCACUGCAGUUGUAAAGAUGAUGGUGUUUGAAUUUGAUUGGAAAAAAAAACAACCAAAAACCAAAACUUGUACAGUUUCCCAGUGAAUCAUGAAUUUUUUUUGGAAUAAAAAAGCAGACAAAUAUAA